AUGGCAACCAAACUUUCUCUUCUCUCGCUUUCUGCCAUCUUGGCCUCGGUCCCUCUUGGCUCUUGUCAGUUUGGAGAACAGACUAUCGGCGGCGAUGGCACUCUCGGGCUGUUUGACAUUCCCACCUCAGAAUAUGCCGACAAAGACGAUGCCAACGCCACGGGACUCAUAACUUUUGACAGGUAUUCCCUGAGCAUUGCGGUGAAGGCAGACGUCCCCAUCCCGGACGCAAAUUCGGGAGACCCGGACAAUAGCACCAUGACCUCUGUCAUAUCUCUCGAAAUUGAUUCGCCCGUUAGCAACCAGACGGCAUGUGUUUCCAUCUUCCAUGGCCUGUCGGCCAACAUAAGCGCCGCAUCGAUAGACCUUGACUCGCAGGACGGUUAUGGCUGUGGCCGUAUGUUGUCGGACGAGUGCGUCUCGGCGUUGUUAUUAGCAGUCAACAACGGCAUCCAGAGAGACUGUUCCAGCUACUUGCCCGAAAUCCCGCAGAGUUGUAUGGAGCAGUUCGGCGAUCUGAGCGGAACGGGCUUUUCUAUCCAAUACCAGUCUGAGCAGAUCCUCUACCAGCACGGCACAGAGCCUGCAGCUCCGGGAAAUGACACACUGUGGACGGCUGCCGCGACCAAGAUCUGGCCCGUCUUCCUCACGGCCAUUGUAGAGAACGGAUCGUCGUGGACGCCCGAGACCUACUUGAGCUGCCUUCGGCCGGAUACCUUCAAGGAGGGGACGGUGAGGCCGUCUGCAGAGCCGAACGGAACUGAGUCUGGUCAUGGCGACUCGACGGGAACAGGGACGACGGAUGAUCCUGCACCUUCUCCCACUAAUACUGCAUCGCAAGCUGGCCUGACUGUUGCUGUCGCUAUAGUUGGACUUGCUUUCAAUGCGGCCAUGUUGUUUAUGUGA
Messenger RNA from Diaporthe citri, 906 nucleotides. RefSeq lists its product as uncharacterized. Lineage: Eukaryota; Fungi; Ascomycota; Sordariomycetes; Diaporthales; Diaporthaceae. The transcript is spliced from 2 exons. Bases 1 to 906 code for a protein of 301 amino acids. The record is from RefSeq and is a predicted model, not a curated record.